AUUCCCGCCAUCAUCGCGCAGCUCGGCGACGCGUCGUGUGCUGCUCCGCUGUCAACAGCGCCGGAGAGCAGGUGAAUGCCGGCAAAACAAACUUUCUGCCCGCUGAGCAGAAGCGACACCGGAUUUUUCGAAGUUUGAAGUCGAGCUCGUAUCACAGACAGGGUUUGUUUUGAGUCCCAGCCUCCCAAGUGCACCAACGGGAUAGCGAGCCAUGGCAGCUGCAGUGCCCAAACUCUCCAGCGGUGGGGCUGUGAAGAUCCGCUUCUCCAGCCUGGACCUGGGCACCACCAGGUGGAAGGAGGGAACUUUUGAGAUUUUGGAAAAGGACAACAAAGUUAACCUCUGCCUGAGAUUCAGUUGUGGAGGAGCUUCCAAAACUUUCCAGCUGAACCAGAAUGUGAAGAACAUUAACCAGAAUAUGAGUAGGAUCAUCCUCACUCUGAAGGACAACAGCGUUAUCACCCUGGAUAAGAUGCCUUUAUCUUUGGUUCAGAAGACUAAAGAAUACCUCGAAAAGCUGAAGCAGGGAAAGCCAGUUUUAAAAUCAUCUCAUGGAAGUGCCAACUUCAGUGUGCUCGGGAACCGCUCUGUGAAAAAUGAGGCCAACCCACCAGGGGAGAGGCAGACGACACCGAGGCGACAGAGUGCAGAAGGUCGGGAGGACGCAACACCGAGAAAGCCUCUCAGCAGCCCGAGCAGAGCAACCUCCACUCCCACUCGCCCUGGACUGUCUGAAAACAGGAGCGAGAAGAGAAAGAGACUCCUUACACCUGAUAAAGACCUCAGCGAGGACUACCCAAAGGAAAACGACUCCUCGAGCAACAACAAGGCCACUUCAGACCCAUCCAGGAAGUUUCUCCUUAGCUGCAAAGAAAAGCUAAAACAGUCUGAGGAGAACAGGAGCUCAGCUCCUCUGGGAUCUGCGCCCCUUCAGCCAUCGUCUUUCUACAGCAGAUCCGUGACUAAAGACUACAGCCAGAGCCACUCUUUUCUGGACAGGCCAUCCAGUACGGCACAGACCCCCACAGCCAAGAGGAGCCUCAUGCUCCCUAACCACUCCACUCCCUUCAAGAAGAUACGACCCUCUCUGGACUACGGUGGCUGGAACAAACAGAGGCCCUCCACCCUGCCACAGUCUCAGCCCCCACUGCAAGGCUUUUCCAACCUGGGUAACACCUGCUACAUGAACGCCAUCCUGCAGUCCCUCUUCAGCCUUCCCUCCUUCUCUAAUGACAUGAGGCAGAACAUCCAAUGGAAGAGGGUGCCCAUCAAUGCUUUGCUCAGGCGAUUUGCUCACCUUAUGAUCAAGAAGGAUGUGGGCUGUCCGGAGACGAAAAAGGACCUUCUGAGGAAAGUGAAGAGCGCCAUCUCUUCCACAGCGGAGCGUUUCUCAGGAAACAUGCAGAAUGAUGCUCAUGAGUUCUUGAGUCAGUGUUUGGACCAGCUGAAGGACGACGUGGAGAAGAUGAACAAGAGCUGGAUGAACGAGACUGCCUCCUCCUCCUCCUCUUCUUCUGUGGUGGGUGAGAAUGGUCAGGAGGCGACAUCGUCAGUGCUCAAAGCAGAGCCUGGGGACGAGGCAGACGUCUCGCGGAUCUACACCUGCCCUGUGGCGGUCAACAUGGAGUUCGAGGUGCAGCACACCAUCACGUGCAAAGGCUGCGGCGAGGUGGUGACCAAGCGAGAGCAAUUCAACGACUUGUCCAUCGACCUGCCACGCAGAAAGAAAACACUCCCCCUUCGCUCCAUCCAGGAUUCACUGGAUCUGUUUUUUAGGAUGGAGGAAAUUGAGUAUUCAUGUGAAAAGUGCAACGGGAAAGCAGCAACGGUUACGCACAAAUUCAGCAAAUUACCGAGAGUGCUCAUCCUACACCUGAAACGGUACAGCUUUAACGCUCAGCUGUCUCUGAACAGCAAGCUGGGUCAGCAGGUUGUGAUCCCUCGAUACCUGACCCUGCUGCCCCACUGCACCGAGUCCACAAGACCCCCCAUCAGCCUUGGGUGGAGCCCCCAAACCGCCAUAUCCAGAACACUUAAAACGUCACAGUCAGUCAACUCGUCCACAGCGCCUCUCCGAAGGAUCGGAGGGAAAGUUUCCAAUUCUAGCUGCACCUCCAUCCUCGUGGACUCUGACUGUGAAGAGGGGCCUAAGAGGAAGGUAAACGCGAGCCGCAAGCGACGCCUGAGCAGCUGUCUGACUGACGACGAUGACCGUGCUGAAGAGAGGAGCACAACAAUAGAUUCAGCAGAUUUCAGUGGCAUAAAUGAUGACGAAAUGCUGGCAGCUGUGCUGGAGAUGAGCCGUCAAGAGGCCGGGCUCUCUGCAUCCCCUUCUCUGGAAGAUGAGCCGACCAGCAGUCCUGACACGGGGUUUGGUGACACAGAUGCCCAUGACUUGGCCUAUCAUGCAGAUCUGCUGGAUGCAGAGAGCAAACAGCCUGCAGAUGGUCUGGACUCCCUGGACCUGACCAUGGAUGAAAACAAGGAGAACCAGACUCCAGAGAGCGUGCAGCAGCAAGGGGACCUGGACUGGGUUCAGCAAUACAGUCUGGAACAGGAGAGGGAAGAACAGGAGCUGCAGCAGGCUUUGGCCCAGAGCCUCCAGGAGCAUGAAGCUCAGGAGAUGAGGGAGGAUGAUGAUCUGAAGAGGGCCACCGAGCUCAGCUUGCAAGAGUUUAACAACUCCAUGCCUGAGCUGCUCUGCUCAGACGAUGAUUCUGGCAACGAGGACGUGCUGGACAUGGAGUACACUGAAGCAGAGGCCGAGAACCUGAAGAGAAACGCCGAGAGCGGGGAGGUGGCCAACUCUUUCAGACUCAUCAGUGUGGUCAGUCACAUCGGGAGCAGCUCCUCCUCCGGCCAUUAUAUCAGUGACGUGUACGACAUGAAGAAACAGUCGUGGCUGACCUACAACGACCUGGACGUGUCGCGUACGCAGGAAGCGGCUGUCCAGCGAGACCGUGACCGCAGUGGAUACAUCUUUUUCUACAUGCACAAAGACGUGUUUGAGCAGCUGUCUGAGAUGGAGAGAUCUGGAUCCAGCAGCACCUCAGAGGCGGGAAGGAACGUCCUGCAGCCCCUCUGAGCGCCACGUCUUUGGGCACCCACACACUCACCCACAGCUGAUCCCCGUAGAUGAAGCUGUCCUGUGAAAAUCCUCCUAUACUACUGAUUGCCGUCCUUUUUUGGUAGUCUUCAGGCACUUCUUUUUCCUUACAGAUCACUAAAUGCCAGGCUAAACAUACACCUGAUGAUACCAACACAGGUGUACGACCUGUCGGGACUCUUUCAGAUACCAGAAAUGCAGUUAAAAUGUUCAGUGGAUCAAUUUUUUGCCUCUGUGUUUUUGGGGCUGGAGUUUUUCUUUGCUAUGAUUUUAUCAACUGUUUUGUAAGGUUUCAUUUUCUUUUUUUUUUUUUUUUGAUUUGUUUCUUAAAAACUUUUUUUCAGACUUUUACUUAAAACUAUCAAGCACCAGGUGCUCCUGGUGCUUUGUGGAUUGUAUGUUUGCAGACCCCUUUAUUUCCCAUAUAAGCAAAAUAAAGAUAUAUUCUAUGUUGGAGUAUAAGCUAUUAUAGAGUUUAGAGGGUUGUUGUAUUUAGCAGGUACAUUUGGUGCAAUAUUUCUGUUACUGGCACAAACUGGUCAUUCAAAUCAGCUUUCUGUCACACAGUGUGGAGGUCUUCCCAGUUGCUUUUUGUGCUUCACGUGGAACCUGAUCAUUUUGUUUGUGCGUGUGGUGACUUCCAUAUUUUAGAGAUGUGAAAGAACAGGUGUUCAUUAAUAGUUAACUGAGCUUUUCUCAGUUGAUCCCACUUUGUUCUUUUUUUGGGGUUUUGACCUUGUGCCUCCCAAGAAAACUUUUAUAAAUGUGUAUACAAGCUUUACUUUGGAAAGUCGCACAACCUUGUUGUUUUUGAAUGUUUGUCGAACCUAAACAGUGUGUAAGUCAGAGUUUCUUCUAUAAAAAGCCAACAGAUUUUUCUAUUUAUUGCAUAUAGAUGGGGUUGAUUUGUCGUAAUUAGCCCAUGAUGAGCCAAGGCAAAUAGAAGUCAUUACUACUAGAUGACCAGAGAAGUCACCUGUUGCAUAAGGUCUUUUUAUUUCACCAUCUUCAGAGCAAGUAUUAAGAAUUUAAAGUGCCCCGUUUAUGCUCAUUUACCUGGUUAAAAUAACGCCUUAUUGAAACCGCUAUCGGCUCAGUCGUAGCGCCUGCCCUUUUAAGUGACAAAUGUCCAUGUAAAUACAGCUGAAAACACUUAUUUUAAAAUGUGCCAAACUCACUGCUCCUCGGGAGUACAUUGUGAUGUAGAUAAGCAACAAAAUUUAAAAAGCCCGGAGCUCAAACGAGGCCUUUCGGCAGCAGUGUUUUUUUUUUUUAUUCCUGUUAAAGGAAAACUUUCCUGAGUUCAGACCAAACACGAAGCAAAGUGUUGACUCCCGAAUUUAGUUGCUGGAGUGUUUUUGAGCCAUUUCACAACCCACAGAUAUCCACCGUAGGGAUGAAUGGUGAAAUAAAUUAAUGGGAAAAUAUUUAGAACUUUUCAGAACUUGUUUCUGAGUGUCAGUGAUGUCUCUGCUGAUAUGUCAAAGACGAUAUAUUUUCACCUCAGUUGGUGUUCACAUAGACUGGCUAAUAAUUGUGUGGAGGGGGGGGGGGGGCAUAAAAGGGGCACUUUACUAACAGUUGCUGUCAGGCAUUAAGUAUAUGGAAUAUUUGUCAUUACUGGACACCAGCUGUGUAACUUAUUCUGUGUGAAAAAUGAGCUCACUCUCACACACCACUACUGAUGUGUAACUUUGAAACAUAUUAUUUCAGGCUUAAUCUGGCCACAGCGGAUUAUUCCCUCAAAUUAGCACAACAUAGCAUUAAUUUCUAAGAAUUAAAUCACAGUACACCAGAUUUGACACGGUGUGUCUAUAUUUGGGGUUUUAGGAAGGGUGCGCUGAUUAGCUGACUUCCUGUUGCACCGCGAUGUGUUAAUUCUCCGUUUUUUUUAAUGUCCAUGUCUGAUUGACAUUUCUGAAAUGCUCCUCCUGAACAUCCUGUCUCACAUGCAGUGUAAAGAGGGUAACGUGUAUUAGUGAAGUGAGAAUGAACAGCUUUUUCUACCCUUCAUACACUACCGACUCUUCCUAAAGCAGAUUUUAAUAAAAUAUUCCAAUGAAA
This is a messenger RNA of Archocentrus centrarchus (flier cichlid), 5170 nucleotides long. RefSeq names its product ubiquitin specific peptidase 37 (gene usp37). The record is from RefSeq and is a predicted model, not a curated record. The transcript is spliced from 24 exons. NCBI's taxonomy places the organism in Eukaryota, Metazoa, Chordata, Actinopteri, Cichliformes, Cichlidae. Gene Ontology annotation, molecular function: cysteine-type deubiquitinase activity. Bases 212 to 3085 code for a protein of 957 amino acids. Gene Ontology annotation, cellular component: nucleus; cytosol. Gene Ontology annotation, biological process: G1/S transition of mitotic cell cycle; protein deubiquitination.